This is a messenger RNA of Schistosoma spindalis, 1951 nucleotides long. The record is from the annotation of a GenBank genome assembly. Lineage: Eukaryota; Metazoa; Platyhelminthes; Trematoda; Strigeidida; Schistosomatidae.
UGAAAAUUAGAUUCAAAUUUAGCAUCUUUAAGAAGAGUACAUUUUUUAAAAGUUAGUUAAUAACAAUAAUAAUAAUAAUUUGACAACAAUCCAAUCAUCAACUUUUAUAUUCUACUCUUUAUCUAUUAUAAGUUUCUCAUAGUUCAUAUAUUUUUCCUAAAUAUUACUAUUAGCAAUAUUAUUAUUAUUUACUUGUAAUACUUAUUUAUUACAACAUUUCUAUUUGAUAUAUUUCAUAAAAAUAUCAUCAAUAUAAAUUCAUUUGUUAAAAUAAUUAGAUCAAUAAUUUAAAUAAUAAAUGAAAAAUGAAAUUAUUAUUUUAAUUAAUUUAAUUAAAUAUUAAAAACAUUUCAAAAUUACAUAAUCAAUAAACAAUUAAUUUCAAGAGAAAAAAAUAUAAAUAUUUACAAAAUUACCACGAAUCAUUUGAUUGAAUUUUAUCACUUUAAAAAAUAAAAAUAAAAUAAAUUGAUAAUUUAUAUAUAUCUAUGUUUUUACGUUCAAUAUUAUUUUAUGAUAAAUAAACAAAUAAAUAAAUAUUUAUUUAUUUAAAUUAAUCAAUCAAUUAACUAAAAUAAUCAAAUUCUAACUAUAUAAAUUUAUACAAUAACUUGAAUCAAAUUGGAUAAUCCAAAUAUCUUGUUAUGCGAAUAACCAUAAUUAAUUCUUAUUCUGAUCAAAAGAAAAAAGAAACACGAUAACAAAUAAACAUGCCAAUACCAAGUAUUCAUGUAAAUUCGAUUGAAGACAAUGGAAAUGAUGACAGACGAAGAAAGAAACCUUCUAUACCGAUACUACAAGUAGUCGGUGACGAAAUGGAUGGACGGGAAAAUGAUGUUAACAGUGAUGAUGAUGACGACGAUGUAAUGACAGCUGAAGAAGAAGCUGCUAUCGCGCGUCGAUUUCUUAGUGGAAAUGAUCAAACAGAACAACGCAGAAUGUCCUCACUGGACAUGUAUCUCUCGCAGCCAGAAGUAAAACAAGAACCGAUGAUAAUUAAUCGUCAUAUAAGUUUGAAAGAAGAAGAAAAAGGCUUUGAGGCGGAGCAAAUACUUCUUCGUCAAAAAGAACGUGAGGAAGUGGAAAAACAUCAAGAACAAUUAAGAUUAGAACGUGAAGAGGUUAAAAAAGCCAGAGCGUCCAAAAGACAUUCAAAAGUUGCUGAAGAACAAGAGCCCAGUAAAAAUAAUCAAGUAAGACGAAUGGAUUAUCAUAAACAAGGUCUUGGAGGUUUAAGUAAAGAACGUAGAAAAAAAUUGAAGGAAAUGAUCUUGCAAAAGGCAAAAAAUGAACUUCUUGAAGAAAGAAGGAAAGAACUUCGUAACCGUGAAGAUCAUAUCAAGAAACAAGCCCCUCCAUUCGACAUUGAUGGUUUAAAUCAAAUGCAACUUGAAGAAAAGGUGAAGUCGUGGUACGAACACGUUAAACAAUUGGAAUCACAAAAAUACGAAUGGGAACAAAGACUACGCAAACAGGAUGAAGAAAUUAAUGAAUUGACAGCUCAGUUAUGCUCAAUUAAAGGACACUUUCAAAAACCAAUACUUCGUAAAGUUGCUAAACCGAUGUCAACGGAAAGAUUACGCGCGAUGAGUGCCGCACCAAAUUUCAUGCCCAGAAUUGGGCAUAAAAAUCCCGUAGAGAUGAAGAGAAAACUGUCGGAUGAUAGUAAUCAGGGCGUAAAAUCAAAUUUGAAUGGGACCGGUGGUGUAUUCACGAAAAGUUGAUGAGAAAUUAAUGCAAGAAGAACUAUCUCAAAAUAGCGAUGAAUAAGAACCAAUAUAUAUAUAUAUAUAUAUAUAUAUAUAUAUAUAUAUAUAUAUAUAUAUAUAUCUUAUCCGUUAUUCGUUUACCUUAUUGUCAGAUAAAAAUAACAACCAUAAAGACAAAAAUAAUAUUGCACUCAUUUCUCUAUCUUCCCUUUAUUAUACAUUCUUCUCCAGAGCACAAAAAA